This is a messenger RNA of Lachancea lanzarotensis, 936 nucleotides long. It is a transcript of the gene SER2, whose product is annotated as LALA0S06e01288g1_1. Gene Ontology annotation, biological process: L-serine biosynthetic process; dephosphorylation. The record is from RefSeq and is a predicted model, not a curated record. Gene Ontology annotation, cellular component: cytoplasm. The transcript has a single exon. NCBI's taxonomy places the organism in Eukaryota, Fungi, Ascomycota, Saccharomycetes, Saccharomycetales, Saccharomycetaceae. Gene Ontology annotation, molecular function: L-phosphoserine phosphatase activity; magnesium ion binding. The coding region runs from base 1 to 936 and encodes 311 amino acids.
AUGAGUGCUCAAAUUGUGGUGACAGUCAUCGGACAUGAUCCAGCUUUGAGCGAGGAAUUUAAAGGUGAAAUUACCACUUUUCUACGUGGUCUAGAAGACGUAAAAAUUGACUCUGAAGUGGAACUAUCUGCCCGUGCCCAGGAUUACUUCCUCAGUACCUCCCAAAGCGUUUCAAAUUUGCGCCAAAUGCUGAAGACUGUUGAAAGCGACAAUUCGGACAUUAUUGUGCAGGAAAACUCGAAAUUCCGUAAAGAAAAGGGUUUGGUAGUGUUCGAUAUGGACUCCACUCUGAUCUACCAGGAAGUGAUCGAAUUGAUCGCUGCAUAUGCACAAGUCGAGGAAAAAGUCGCUGAGAUCACAGAGCGUGCCAUGAAUAACGAAUUGGAUUUCAAACAGUCACUUGCGGAGCGUGUAGGGUUGCUCAAAGGCAUCAAGACGGCCACGCUAUACGACGAAAUAAAACAGAAACUGCGGGUCACUCAAGGCGUACCUGAAUUGUGUCGUGGAUUGAAAAAGAUGGGGUGCAAGCUAGCGGUACUGAGUGGGGGGUUCACUCCAUUCGCCAACCACAUGAAAGACGUGCUAGAGCUAGAUUUUGCCAGAGCCAAUGUUUUGGCCACGGAAAAUGACCCAAGUCAAAACGGUGUUGAAAUCCUUAGCGGACACACUAUUGGAGAUGUAGUGGACGGUGAAUGCAAAGCGCAAACUUUGCUGGAACUGGCCCGUGAAUACAAGUUGCCCGUGGAAUCAACCGUGAUGGUGGGCGAUGGAGGAAACGAUUUACCUGCGAUGGGCGUUGCAGGGUUUGGGAUCGCGUGGAACGCGAAACCAAGGGUCCAGGAGGCCGCACCUUCGAAACUGAACACCCAAUCGCUGCUAGAUGCGUUUUACAUAUUUGGGUUCACGGACGCUGAGAUUGCAGCCCUAUUGGCGUGA